Branchiostoma floridae (Florida lancelet) is the source of this 2123-nucleotide messenger RNA. RefSeq names its product proprotein convertase subtilisin/kexin type 4-like. Gene Ontology annotation, biological process: protein processing. The record is from RefSeq and is a predicted model, not a curated record. Gene Ontology annotation, cellular component: trans-Golgi network; Golgi membrane. Gene Ontology annotation, molecular function: serine-type endopeptidase activity. NCBI's taxonomy places the organism in Eukaryota, Metazoa, Chordata, Leptocardii, Amphioxiformes, Branchiostomatidae. The transcript is spliced from 9 exons. The coding region runs from base 1 to 1158 and encodes 385 amino acids.
AUGCCGGAAGGAAUGGGAAGGAGUGGUAGGGGAAAUGUCUACAUCUUCUCCUCCGGAAACGGCGGAGGAGGCCAGUACCCCGACUCCUGUGCCUUUGAUGGGUUUGUGAACAACCCCUUCAGUCUGGCGUUCGGCUCGGUCUCUGGCACUGGGCGUAGGGCAGCGCACAGCGAGGCCUGCAGCGCACUCAUAGCCAGCGUGUUCGCUGAGGACAGGAACAAUGAUGGGGGGCAGGAAAUGGUCACCACCAAGAUCACGAGUGAGUGCACUGGAGAUUUUUACCAGUCCUCGGCCGGAGCGCCCCUAGCUGGGGGCAUCCUGGCACUUGCUAUCAAUGCAAAUGCUGCCCUGACCUGGCGUGACCUUAAGCACCUGAUUGUCCAGACAUCGCAGCCGGACAGCAGACUGACCAGCCUGGACAGUACUGACUGGAUGACCAAUGCGGCUGGACACAGAGUGAGCAGCUAUUUUGGGUUUGGUCUGCUGGAUGCGUCAAAGCUGGUGGAUGCUGCGAAAACGUGGACCACAGUACCUGGUCUACAGACCUGCGAAAUGGAGCACACACUGGCAGCACCUGGCCUGACGAUCCCCCAGACUGGCAGCCUGACCCUGACCGUGGACUACUCCCCAAGUUCAUGUUCAGGUGUGAACAUCCGGUACCUGGAGGUCGCCGUACUGACCUUGGACUACCACUACCAACGCAGAGGUCAUCUGGAGGGGUCGUUGACCUCUCCCAUGGGCACCACGUCUCUCGUGUUGAGACACAGGGAUGUUGACAUUUUGGCGAGCCCCCCUGUGGAGAACCAGGACUUCAUGAGUGUUCAGUUCUGGGGAGAGAACCCUGUGGGGACAUGGACAUUCGAGCUGAAGAACUUCUACCCGGACUUCCCGGGCAAUGGCACCCUGAAUAAGUGGACCCUGACCUUAUAUGGCACAGAGACGGAUCCGAUGGCGGGGAACACAUUGCCUGUAACACCAGGCACCACCUGUGUGUCUGACUGCUCCAGCGCCAGUCUGGUACUUCCCACGACAGCUGCUACACUCGUGUCCUCUACUCUGCUGACUAGUUCUGCCGUGGGUGCUGUUAGCUGGGGCAGUCCUCUCUCAGGGGCUAAACUACUGGGGCUCCUGGUGGCUGCUGUCUACCUCCUGUUGUAAAUAUAAGGAGCCUGGUAUUUAAGGGUUGUCAUCGUCAAUUACUCGAACAUUUUACUAUUUAAGGCUAUAUAUGGUCACAUUCAAGAUGAAAUUUCACACUUGAAGUCCCCAAAUACCUAUUUUUGAAAGACGUAAUCUAGCAGAAUUAUGCUAGAUUACGUCUUUGAUACGAGAAUUUUUACACAGAAAGGCUUUCCUGUCACUUCCUGUUGAUUUUAAGGAGCUAGUGAAGAAAUGAAAGUCUUAUCAUGUAAAUUUAUUUUUAAGCUGUACAAAGAUACUUUUACCCAACACUGUUCUGUCUUUGACAGAAGAUGAAGAAGGUGAAGACAAAGAAAAAGAAAAAGAAGAGGAGAGGGAAGAGAAAGAGGAAACUGAGGAAAAACCGAAGAAAACAUCCUUAGACUAGCCCCUUUCUGCACAAAGCUGUGCGGCCCAAGAAAUUGAUAUGGGUGCCGCCCUAUGCACCAUGUGGUGUAGACCACUGUGAACAUAGUGCCUUCGAUCUUAUGUACCAAUAUGAGAGCUCAGGAAAGCUUGUUUUUGAUUGUUGCAAAAAAAUAAUACCAAGAGAACAACGUUGUCCAUUAUAGCAGACUUUGUUAGUUUUUUUUCAACAAUAUAUUAAGUGUGUGACACAUGUGAAGGCUGUGCCUUAGUAUUAUAAAGUAGUAAUAGUCGAUAUUUAAAGUUUUUAUCAAUAAUUUUUUUUGUUUUAAAAGAGGAAAAUUAAUAUGCUAGAAAUUAGGACAAAUUUAGAUUGGUAUUGGUAACACAAAAAUUGAUCUUUUACCUGUAUAUUUAGACAUUACGUUUCUAAUAUUUGUAGAUCUUACGGAACAAAAAUUGUCCUUUUUUCUUCUUCUUUGUGAGUUAUGGUGAGUUAUGAUUUUGUUUGUAUGUUUGUAUUGGUGUUUUAUGCCCUGUAAACCUGCUCAAUGUGUAACUCACCAGGUUUGUACUAA